This is a messenger RNA of Papilio machaon (common yellow swallowtail), 3189 nucleotides long. It is a transcript of the gene pros, whose product is annotated as homeobox protein prospero. Gene Ontology annotation, biological process: regulation of transcription by RNA polymerase II. Gene Ontology annotation, cellular component: nucleus. The record is from RefSeq and is a predicted model, not a curated record. NCBI's taxonomy places the organism in Eukaryota, Metazoa, Arthropoda, Insecta, Lepidoptera, Papilionidae. The coding region runs from base 3 to 2906 and encodes 967 amino acids. The transcript has 4 exons. Gene Ontology annotation, molecular function: RNA polymerase II cis-regulatory region sequence-specific DNA binding; DNA-binding transcription factor activity, RNA polymerase II-specific.
UGAUGUCAUCGGAGGAGGAGGCCGAUCGCGCGCCCUACUCCGAUAGACUGCUCAAGAAACACAAACGCGUCAGACAGCGCGUGGACGCCGGCGAGCCGCGCAAUUCUUACUCGACCCUCGCGACGAACGGACCGCCCGCGCGCGUCACACACAUGAGCGGCGGACUGUACGGCGCCAUCUUCGACGGCCGCCAACACUUCGGGCUGUUCGCGCCCGGAUACGCCCCGGCGGAGAUGCUCAACGAGCUGCUGGGCCGCGCGCCGCGCCCCGAGGACAGCGGCGACGACGCGCCCGCUGGCGAUAUAGCGCACCGUGUACUGCGCGACAUCCUUCAGAGCCGCAAGAAGGAGCUGCUGCGCCUUUCGCCUGACAACAACAACGUGCUGGCUGACAACAACAACGAGCCCAAAGUGAAGCGCUCGCCCGAGAGGCCUGCCUCACGCGACUCCCGCCCCGACCUCGACGAAGCGCUGCUCGCGCUCGAGGGCGCCGGCGACUCGCGUACCUCGCCGCCGCUUGCGCACUCCGAACCGCUGUUGGCGCCAAAGUCCGAGCCCGAGGACCGCGACAGUGACGUGCAACGCUCCUCGCCCCGACCCCUCGAUGUGAAACGUGCUCGUGUUGAAAAUAUAGUGUCUACGAUGCGUUCGAGCCCCGUCCCGCAGCAGCCGCAAGUGAACGGCUGCAAGAAACGGAAGUUGUACCACCCGCAGCAGCACGACGGCGCAGCGGAGCGGUACGGCGCCAGCCACGGUGGCAGCGCGCGCACGGUGUCGGACGAUUCGGAAGACGACGGCGAGCGGCCCAUACAACAAAAGUUAGUAGAAAAAAAUGCUUUAAAAUCACAGUUAAGGACUAUGCAAGAACAAUUAGCUGAAAUGAAAGAAAAAUACUUGGAAUUGUGCAAUCGUAUGGGACACGAAUCGGAGACUGUAGAUAAUGAUGGUGCGUCUAGUGAUGUAGAGCAGACCGAAGACCAGGUGCCGAAAUCGGAGCCUCCUUCGCCCGCGAAAGAAGUGCCUCCUCCGAUACCGACUAGUGUCGCCCCUAACGUGCUCACUCAGGUGAUGAAUAAAAUGAUGUCUGCGAAAAUCCAUGGGCAUGGUGGGCCUCAUCCACAUCUACCACCCAAUUUCAACGGUGCGCUACCUCUCAUGCCUCACCUGCCUCCCAAUGAGCACAUGCAUCCGCCGCAUCCCCAUCAGCAUCUCAACAAUGCGGCGGCCAUGUAUGCUAUUAAUGUCGGCCAGAAGCUGUUUCUAGAACAAGAGGCCCGGAUGAAAGAAGUCGCGGAGCAGCAACAAAAUAACCAGCAACAGAGGCCACAGUCCACUCAACAUUCCCCGCAACAGAGACAAAUGGGACCGACUCCAAAACCACCUAUGUCGACAGAGCUCGCCGAUAGACUAGAUGCCCUACGUAGUAACGCAGGCUCUGUGGGUCCCGUAUCGGGUGCCGAUUUGGAAGGGCUGGCCGAAGUACUUAAAAACGAGAUCUCAGCAUCUCUGACGACCUUGAUCGAUUCCAUCGUCACGCGAUUCGUGCACCAGCGUCGGAUCAUGGGCAAGCAAUCGGAAGCGGCAGCGGCUGCGGCGGAGCAGCUGAACAAAGACUUGAUGCGGGCGACACGGAUGAUCGAGCGGAAGUCGCCGACGUUGAAGCAAGAGCGGUCGUCGGGACAGAUGUCAGGUAAUACCCCUGUUCAUCACCAAGGUGCGCCCAACGGCGUGCCCUUUAUGACACACAAUCAAUUGUUGAUGAGUCAGAUGAACGGCCCGCGAGCGCCGAGCGCGGCAUUUCCGCUGCACGGCGAGGCGAGCGGGCCCGGCCAUGGCGCUCACGUCCGCCCUCCCACAGGAAUGUUCCAGACGCCGCCAAAGCUGGGUCCACUGUACGGCCCCAUGAACGGACACUACGAGCGCGAACCCAACCCCGAGCAGAACGAGGCCCUAAGCCUAGUCGUAGUCCCCAAGAAGAAGCGGCAUAAGGUAACGGACACGCGGAUCACGCCUCGAACCGUCAGCCGGAUCCUUGGUGAGGGCGUGGGACAAUCCCCUGAAUCCCCGUCUCCGCGACCGUUCCCGGGAGGCAUGGCGCUGCCGACAUCCGUGGCGAUACCGAAUCCAUCGUUGCACGAGAGCCAAGUCUUCUCGCCCUACUCACCUUUCUUCGGAGCGGGAGGCGGGCUGGCGCGGUCUCCGCCGGCACCCGAGCGGGAUUCACCACCGCUGCCGCACCCGCCGGCGCUGUUGCACCCUGCGCUGCUGGCGCAGCACGCCUCGCCCGACUACUUGCGGCACCACCACGCACUCAGCCACAGCCUGCCUGGACCGCACCACCCGCAGCACAUGGACACGCAAGACCCGCACUCCGACUGCAACUCCACCGACCUCGCCUUCGACGGAGUGCAGCCUACUUCUUCAACACUGACGCCGAUGCACCUUCGCAAAGCAAAGCUGAUGUUCUUCUGGGUGCGGUAUCCAAGCUCUGCUGUCCUCAAGAUGUACUUCCCCGACAUCAAGUUCAACAAGAACAACACAGCGCAGCUCGUCAAAUGGUUCUCGAACUUUCGGGAAUUCUACUACAUUCAGAUGGAGAAGUACGCGCGGCAGGCGAUCAGCGAGGGCUUGAAGGCGGCUGACGAUUUACACGUGGCCGGUGACUCAGAGCUCUACAGAGUGCUCAACCUCCACUACAACAGAAACAACCACAUUGAGGUGAGCAAUGUGCCACCAAACUUCAGAUACGUGGUGGAGCAAACGUUACGGGAAUUCUUCCGCGCGAUCCAAGGCGGCAAGGACACGGAGCAGAGCUGGAAGAAGUCCAUCUACAAGGUGAUCUCUCGCCUCGACGAUCCCGUGCCUGAGUACUUCAAGUCGCCGAACUUUCUCGAACAACUCGAGUGAAUGUCGCCUCAGCAACGGCGCAAACGCUUUCGACCAACGAAAUUUUUUGGAAAUCUAAAAUAAAGAUUGGAAAAUUAUGGUUUAGCACAACAAAAUUUUUACGACACUCGCAUUUAGGCCUUCAGAUUCAAAAUUAUCGAUAAAGAAAAAAUAAAAUAUUAAAUUAAAUUAUAAAAAAGUUUGUACGUUGAGGUCGUGCGGCGCUCCACUAGGAAAUUCAUUAGGUUAUAACGAGUAAGAGAAAAUUUUAAGUCACCUAGAAUUUUAUUUCUGCACAUAAUAU